Capra hircus (goat) is the source of this 4734-nucleotide messenger RNA. It is a transcript of the gene TRMT10A, whose product is annotated as tRNA methyltransferase 10A. The transcript is spliced from 8 exons. The record is from RefSeq and is a predicted model, not a curated record. Gene Ontology annotation, molecular function: tRNA binding. Gene Ontology annotation, cellular component: nucleoplasm; nucleus; cytosol. NCBI's taxonomy places the organism in Eukaryota, Metazoa, Chordata, Mammalia, Artiodactyla, Bovidae. Gene Ontology annotation, biological process: tRNA N1-guanine methylation. Bases 772 to 1788 code for a protein of 338 amino acids.
CGAUCCCGCCUUCCACUAGCAAUAGGGCUUCCGGGGAAGAGGUAAGUGGGAUAAUGGAAAAUGGUAGCAAAGACCAGCUCCGGAAGGAAGUGACGUCAGAGAGAGCGCGCCCCUUCGGCUCGCCAAACAGCUUUCUGAUUCGUCGGCUGCAAGUUAACCCCGCCUCUGGAGUGCGUCCGCGCGUGUGUGACAUGGAGGCGAGAGUUGGGCUCGGCUCUGCUCACUAGUAUAGGACCUCUUGCUGUCGACUUCUGUUUGGGGGUCAAGAUACGGGUCCUAGUAUGUGAAGUGUGUUCGCUACCCAAGAAUGAAAGGAGAGGGAAAUCUGGACUCUGAAAGGCCGGAAAACGAGUUGUGGUUGUGCCACUUAUUGGCAAGAGACCGUGGGCAAGUCGCUUUUCGUCUUUAAACCUCGUUUUCCCUCAUUUUCCUCAUUUUUCCUACGAGGGCUGAUGUCUCUGAGCGCUGUGAAAUGUGGGAAGAGGCCAGGGGAAAGUUGCCGCAGGUGCUGGUAGGCCCCACCGUGGUGAGCUGAGGACUGUUUUAAGAAGUCCGAGGUGUUACCGAAUUUCCCUGAAACAUUUUGUGUUUAAAUUCAGGAAUUUUUCUAGAGAUACACAGAGGAUAGCAACGGCAUAUUUCUCGCUUUUUUUGUUAUAAAUCCUCCGCCUUUCCCCAUCAUGGCCCAGGCCUCUGCCUAAGGGACCUCACAGCUGAACUGAGUCGUUAUUGCAAAUCUGGCCCGCGCGUUUUAAAAAGAGGCAUCAAAUAAUGUCAUCUGAAAUGUUGCCAGCAUUUAGUGAGACUUGUAAUGUUGAAAGACAGCAAAACUUAAGUGAAGAUGGAGAGGAAAAUCAGAAGCCAGGAUUAAGUGAAAGGUUUCAACCAAUAUCUAAACGGCAAAUGAAGAAGCUAAUGAAACAGAAACAAUGGGAAGAACAACGAGAACUCCGCAAACAAAAGCGGAAGGAAAAACGCAAGAGAAAGCAAUUAGAACGACAGUGUCAACCUGAGUCGAAUUCAGAUGGAAGUGACAGAAAACGUAUUCGAAGAGAUGUUGUUCACAGCCCACUCCGCCUUAUCAUUGACUGCAGUUUUGACAGCUUGAUGGUAUUAAAGGACAUUAAAAAACUUCAUAAGCAGAUUCAACGAUGUUAUGCAGAAAAUCGACGAGCACUGCAUCCUGUGCAGUUUUAUUUGACAAGUCAUGGAGGCCAGCUGAAAAAGAACAUGGAUGAAAAUGACAAAGGAUGGGUCAACUGGAAGGAUAUCCAUAUCAAACCAGAGCACUAUAGUGAAUUCAUACAGAAAGAAGACCUGAUUUAUCUUACAUCAGAUUCACCUAAUGUAUUAAAGGAAUUAGAUGAAUCAAAGGCCUAUGUGAUUGGAGGAUUAGUAGAUCACAACCAUCACAAGGGACUCACGUAUAAACAAGCAUCAGAUCAUGGAAUUGAUCAUGCACAGCUUCCCCUUGGGAAUUUUGUGAAGAUGAAUAGUAGAAAAGUUUUGGCAGUUAAUCAUGUGUUUGAGAUUAUUCUGGAAUACCUGGAGACAAGAGACUGGCAAGAAGCAUUUUUCACUAUUUUACCCCAGAGGAAAGGAGCUGUUCCCACAGACCAAGCCUGUGAAAGUUGUUCACAUGACAAGAAAUUCGCCAGAGUUGAAGGUGGAUUAAACAGUGAUUCCAGUGAGGAGGAAAAUAGGCAUGAACUAGAUUCAACACAUGAAGAGGAAAAGCAGGAUAAAGAAAAUAGCACUGAAUCUACAGUGAACUCUGUGCCACACUAAUAUCAUCUUUUUUAAAUUUUUUUUCCUUAGGUUUAAGGAAAAAUCAGGAGAAAGUGAGAUGUUUCAUAGAAUAUUUGAAUUGGAAGGAAAUUUCAUUUUAUUUCUGUUGUGAAUUUUUAAAAACUUUUUGAAUUGAUAAGUACUCAUAAGAAAGCAUUUUUUUGUUUUUGCAUAAGAGUUAAAUAUGUAAAAUAAAAAAUAAUUUUCUAAGCCUCAAAGAAGCAUUACUUGAGAAUAUUACCCUAUUAGUAAAUCUAUAUUCUUUUAUUUACAAGAUUGUGUUCUUCAGAAUGUGCCUUCUGACCUUCCAGUUUUAUUACUAUAUGUUUAUAUCAGUGUCUUUCUGAUUUAUUGCCUGCUUAUUUGUGGAGGCAAGUAUCCUAAAUCUCCUUUAAAUCUGACAGAAUUUUCUGAAUGGGAAGUUACCUUCUAUUUGCAGCUUUUAUAUUCACUUAAAUUAUUUCAAAGGAAUAUAGUGAUUUUAGGAAAAAAGAAGUAUUGGAUUUAUAAGGGGCUUCUGUGGUGGCUCAGUGGUAAAGAAUCCACCUGCCAAUGCAGAAGACAUGAGUUCAGUCCCUGGGUCAGGAAGAUCCUCUGGAGAAGGAAAAGACAACCCAUUCCAGAAUUCCUGGAUUCGAUUGAUAAAUUCAAACAUUGAUGUCUUUUGGAAUGUGGAUCCAUCUCUAUCCUUUUGUGUGUGUGUGAGAUGCCCUUUGUGGUUCUAAGGCAAGCACUGAGGACUUAAGACUUUAAUAUAUUUUCUUAAUUUAAAUAAUGAUGGUAAAUUAUUUUGAUUACAAAAUUAAUUUUUCAGCCACCAGGGAAACCUGUUUUUCAGGCUAGAUUAUUUUAAAAAGCUGUUGAUGGAUUUCCCUGGUGGUCCAGUGCUUAAGAAUCCACCUUCCAGUGCAGGGGACAUGGGUUCCAUCUCUGGUCUGAGAAAAUUCCACAUGCCGUGGGGUAACUAAGCACAUGCGCUGUAACGACUGUGCCUGUGCUCCAGAGCCCUCAGCUGCAGCUGCUGAAGCCCCCGUGCUCUAGAGCCCGUGCUCCAGAAGAGGAGCCGCUGCGAGGAGAAACCCAUGCACAGCAACUAGAGAAAGCCCGCACGUAGUGGUGAAGACCCAGCCCAAUCGAAUAUAAAUACAUAAACUUACUUUUAGAAAAGGCAUAGAUGGGUCCAUUUUUGUCAUUACCCAAAUUUAAAAAGAAACCGCUCUUAAAAAAGUAGCCCUUAGCAGCUAUCCUUUUCUUUCCAUAUAUGCUUCUUUAAAAUAAUGUUGGUUCUUAAGCGAAUAAAGUUAACUUUAUAUGUGCAUCUGUCUAUCGUAUAAUAAUAUUUAAGCUAAUGUAAGUAUGUUUCUGUAAAUAAUAUAAGCAUGUAUGAAAAUAUGCAUAUAAUUGUAUAUAUAUCUGUCCACAUCAUAUAUAAUUCUGUUAUUGAUGAUAGGAUUGAGUUGCCAUAUCUAUAUUAUUUGUGUGAAUGUGCUGAAAAACACUAAGGAAUUUAAAUUUCAUAAAAUGUAAAUAUCUAUAACUAAACAUUUAUAUGAGGGCAUUGGCAAGAGAUGGUGGAGCUAGUUGAUGUUUUAGUUCCUGCCAGUAAAUGUAGAGCAGUUAUAUUUAACGUGAUUAUUCUUUGUCACAGCUAAAGUAACAUUCAGAAGCCUUAGUUAACUAAGUUUGGAUAAAUUAAGUUUCUGGUUUUUUUUUACUUAUUGGCAUCUCAGAUUAUAUACAUAUUUGAUCGAAAAUUCACUGAAUUUAAUAUUGACGUCCACUGACUCUUGUUGCUUUAUUCUCAGUACUCUAUUACAGUAACCCAUUUAAAGGUCUCUGAGAAAUGUAAGUAAAUAAAGAAAAGCCCCCACAGUUGUAGAAGAACAGAGCUUGUGUCUUAAGUUGUGUUUUUCAAAGUUACAGGUUUUUCUGAGUAAGUAUGGUUAGUAGCAUGAAAUGUUAGGCUUAUAAUUUAAAUCAUUCCGUAUGGAAUAAGGCUCAGUUUGAUACUGAAAAGUGGGGAAAGGUCAUUACAAGCACCAUGUAGUUUAAUUUUCACUAAUUAUAUAAGUCCUAUGUUAUUUCCAGGGCUGCAAACAAGAGUAGUUUAUUUAAAAACAACAGUAGUUUAUUUAAAACAACAGAAGUUUAUUCUCAAAACAAAAGAAAUGUACUCUUUAUAGUUCUGGAGACUGAUAGUCCAGAAUCAGGGUGUUGGUUGGCUCAUACUCCCUCAGAGUAAGAUUCCUUCCUGGCUGCUUCUAGCUGUCGGUGCUUGCCAGCAAUCCUUGGCGUUCCUUGGCUUAAAACUGCAUCACCUAAAUCUUUGUCCUCACAUGGACUUCUGCCCUCUCUCUUUUGUGCUUGUGUUGUGUCCUUUUAAGGAUACCAGUGAUUGGAUUAGGGUUCACCAUUAUCCACUGUGACUUCAUUUUAGCUUGAUUUUAUCUACAAAAACUGAUUUCAAAUAAGUUCACAUCCACAGGUACCACAUAUUAGGACUUGAACAUAUCUUUGGGGUAGAUACAAUUCUGUUCACUCCAAGUCCAUAUCUAAUUUCGAUUGCUGAUGACAAGAAGGCGAAGAUGACAAUUAGAAAUGACUAAUUUCUGAGGUAUUUAAAAUUUUGUUUUUCUUUAAAUAAUUAUAAUUUUUUCUUAUUUUACUGUGUUCUCAAAAUUGUUUUAGUUUAUCUGAGGUACUUUAUUUAAAAACUUAAGUAAUAUUAAAGUCACUUGUAUUGGAACAUAGUAAAGGUGGGGAAUUUAGUUAGUACUUAAAUGCAUCAAAAGGAGAUAUGUCUGCUGAAAUAGUAGGAUUUUCUCUCAUUCUUUUUUUUUAAUUUUUAAAAGUUUAUUUUUAUUGAAGUUUAGUUGAUUUACAAGAUUUUGGGUGUAUCACAAGGUGAUCUGGUUAUGCAUACACACUAUAUUUAUAAAAUAUAUA